AUUCAUCUGGACCCGAUGAUCAUAAAAGGUGUAUUCGGGAGAUACGAAAGAUGGAACCCAGUGCAUCCGACUUUGGGUGCGUUUUGGGGUAUGGGAAUAGGCAUUGGGUGUGGCGUUGGAUGGGGUCCUGGAUUUGGCCCCGAGGUCAUUGGUUAUGUCGGAGCUGGCUGCGGGAUUGGUUUCAGUGUGGGUUUUACACUUGCUGGUGUUGGCAUUGGCCUUCCUGCUAAUUACAUCUUUCAACUUCCAUACAGCGCUUUUCAAAUAACUAGAAGCGGGGCACAGCAUCUCGUCUCUUCCAAGAUUAAACCUGAUGUUGCCAGGUAUAGGUUUGCACCUCAGCUCUCUGAACUUCAAAGAGAAGCCACUGCAAGACUGUCAAGCAUGGUGCCUUCCCACACUAGCUCUAUUUUGGAACGUGUAGAAAGAUUUAGCACUCGCUUUUUCCAUCCUCGCAAAGGUUCGAAAGAUUAGGUGUUUUGUUUAUAUAUAGGCCAUGUGACUAAGCGACUUCAAAUUAUACUAUCAAGAAAAUGGCAGUGCAUUUGUUGCAUGCAUGGGAGACCGUGAGCUGCUCGAUUGUCAAACGGAGGAAGAUCCCGUUCCCUCCCCACUCCACUCCUUUUC
Molecule: messenger RNA, 627 nt
Organism: Hibiscus syriacus
Lineage: Eukaryota; Viridiplantae; Streptophyta; Magnoliopsida; Malvales; Malvaceae
Product: cadmium-induced protein AS8-like
Exons: 3
Coding region: 16-474 (152 amino acids)
Source: RefSeq, a predicted model, not a curated record